CAAAAGGAAAUGAUAUACCGUUAUCAGUGACCUUUGUUAGGUCAGGUACGUACACAUUUGAAGGAAACACCAAACUAUGAGGACCUUUAUAAUAGUUCUGUCAGUUUUACUGUCAUGUGUGCUGUCAGUGUCAGUGGUCAGAGUUUCAACGGUGUCGACUCAUAACAUUACAAAUACUCAUAACAGUACACAUCAUAUCUAUAAUGGUACAUCUGCAACUACGAACAAUUAUCCGAAUAUUAAACCUCACAACAGAACAACUGUUCAUCAGCGACAUGGUUGUGUGAAUGAUCCUGCCGAUAUCGUUUUUCUUGUUGAUCGGAGCGGAAGUGUAAAAAUACAUAAUUUUCGACGCGGGCUCAAUUUCAUAAAAGAUUUUGCUAAACAUUAUACUAUUGGACACAAUAAUGUCCAAAUAGGAGUUGUUACGUUUUCUAAUACCGUGAAAAAAGAAAUCGGCCUUAACCAGUAUAGUAAUAGACAGGCAUUAAAUACAGCAAUUGAUAGAAUACAAUAUGUAGACGUUCAUGGAACUCAUACUUCAACUGCAUUGCAGUAUAUUCUAGAUCAUAGUUUUAACGAUAAGUCUGGAGAGAGACCGAAUGUACCAAAUUUUUUAAUUGUAAUUACGGAUGGUCGUGCUAGGCCAUUAGAAUUCCGUCCGAAUAAAGAAGCAGCACAACUGCAUCAAACUAACAUAGAAACAUUCUCCAUUGGUAUCGGUAAUAUGAAUCCGAGUGAAUUGAGACUGAUUGGCACGGACGACAAACAUGUCUACACAGUGAAAGAUCAUCUUGAUUUACAUAUACCGUUACGCCAUAUACGCUGUGAGCCAUUCAAGACAUUACCCCCAACAAUCCCAACAACACCAAGAAUGACCACAUCAAGUUUAAAACAAUGUAUGGGUUGUAAGCGAAUAGCAGAACCUCAUGACUGUAAAGAAAUCAUCACUUGUGCUGAACACGAGCAAUGUUCUGCAGAUUUUUAUAUAACACCACAAGGCCAUGCUUUCUAUGAUCUUGGAUGCCGAUCAAAUCGGCCAGCUUUGAAUAAGAUCAAAUAA
Mytilus trossulus (common blue mussel) is the source of this 1063-nucleotide messenger RNA. RefSeq names its product collagen alpha-6(VI) chain-like. The transcript has 8 exons. The coding region runs from base 77 to 1063 and encodes 328 amino acids. The record is from RefSeq and is a predicted model, not a curated record. NCBI's taxonomy places the organism in Eukaryota, Metazoa, Mollusca, Bivalvia, Mytilida, Mytilidae.